AUGUUUCAGAGUAAAACUCCAGUGUUAUCAGCAAUGAAUAAACGUCUAGCUCAAUCUAUUGGAGUUCGGCUACGUAAUUUAUUAAAACUACCCAAAGCUCAUAAAUGGGUUUGUUAUGAAUGGUUUUAUUCAAACUUAGAUGCACCAUUAUUUCUGGGAGAGAAUGAUUUCUGUAUCUGUCUGCGUGAAUCGUUUCCAGAAUUGAAAACUAAGAAAUUAAAUCGGAUUCAGUGGAAUAAAAUCAGACGACUGAUGGGCAAACCCAGAAGAUGUUCACCAGCGUUUUUUCUAGAAGAACGAGCGGUGCUGGCUGAGAAGAGAGAUAAAAUGAGGUUAUUACAACAAAGAAAAUUGAACGAGUUUAAUAAUCUUAAAGAUUUACCUGAUGAAAUACCAUUACAUUUAGUUAUUGGUACCAAAGUAACAGCUCGAUUACGUCAACCUCAAGAUGGUUUAUUUACUGGUACGAUAGAAGCUUUAGAUACGAAUGAUAAUUCUUAUCGUGUUAUAUUUGAUCGUCCAGGACUGGGUACACAUUCAAUACCUGAUAUUGAAGUUUUGAGUAACGAACCACCAGAGACGAUUCCAUUAUCAGCUUUUCAACAUAAACAACGACCACGGCUACAGAACCUCUUCUCCCCGCCCCGUUUUAUACCCAGUCUAGGUUCACCCAGCCAACAUCUAGUAAAUAAUGAUCCGUUACUAAGUGGGUCACCAUUCAAGGGGAGAUUACUGAGUUUAGACGGAGGAACAUAUGGUGGAUUCCCAAUCAGAUUUCUUGUUUUAGUUACUAGAUUAUCCAAGAUAUUAACUAUUAAAAAAGACUGGAUACAACAAGUAAAAGAUAUGAACACCCAGGCUGAAAAAUCAAAAUCGUAUCUUCAACCUAUCACAGUAGAUUUUCAACGUAAAUACGCCAACAUAGUUCUAGAACUGGACAAACUUAAUAAAGAUUUAAACGAAUAUUUGAUGGGGGUUCAAGAAUUCUGUCAAGAGAUGGGACCACCUCAUGGAGUAACAGUUGUUGACCAACCAUCAGAAAUAAAACGAAAAUGUGAUGAUGAGGCACAAGAAUUAGGAAUGUUCAGCAAUAAGAAAACAGCUAAAAAUGAAAGUGUUUUAAGUCUAGUGUCUAAUUUAACAUCACUCAUGUUACAGAUCAGAACGUUUACUCAGAAUGAUUUCAAUUCGUUUGAGUUUAAAUCUCUACAAGAUACACUAGCAGAAAUUAAAUCAGGCAUGAAUUCCAAUAAUAUCAACUCAUUUCAAAACAAUGUUGAAAUUCAUAUUAAUCAUAUACAGAGCGGUUUAACACAGAUGGGAAAUCUUAGUGCUUUUUCUAAUUCCUUGGCAGAGUGA
Messenger RNA from Lottia gigantea (owl limpet), 1359 nucleotides. RefSeq lists its product as hypothetical. Gene Ontology annotation, cellular component: nucleoplasm; transcription repressor complex. Bases 1 to 1359 code for a protein of 452 amino acids. The record is from RefSeq and is a predicted model, not a curated record. Gene Ontology annotation, biological process: DNA-templated transcription; regulation of transcription by RNA polymerase II; regulation of cell cycle. NCBI's taxonomy places the organism in Eukaryota, Metazoa, Mollusca, Gastropoda, Lottiidae. Gene Ontology annotation, molecular function: DNA binding. The transcript has 12 exons.